Pseudophryne corroboree (corroboree frog) is the source of this 2062-nucleotide messenger RNA. RefSeq names its product DnaJ heat shock protein family (Hsp40) member A1 (gene DNAJA1). Gene Ontology annotation, biological process: response to heat; protein refolding. The record is from RefSeq and is a predicted model, not a curated record. The transcript has 9 exons. Gene Ontology annotation, cellular component: cytosol; cytoplasm. The coding region runs from base 162 to 1367 and encodes 401 amino acids. Gene Ontology annotation, molecular function: Hsp70 protein binding; ATP binding. Lineage: Eukaryota; Metazoa; Chordata; Amphibia; Anura; Myobatrachidae.
UUUACAUAAGUUCCCGGAUGCGGCUCUCAUGUUCGAUCUUUCGAGAAGCUGUACUGUGGAGGGAGAGGCAGCACUGUAGCGGGUCAGCGCCGAGAACAUCGCAGCGAGGGUAAAAGUGUUUUUUAUAAAUCAAUUUGUCCCAACUGAACACUUUUUAAAAAAUGGUGGUAGAAACUGGAUACUAUGACACUUUGGGAGUAAAACCAAAUGCCUCCCAGGAAGAACUGAAAAAAGCCUACAGAAAGCUUGCUUUGAAGUACCAUCCAGAUAAGAAUCCUAAUGAAGGUGAAAAGUUCAAACAGAUUUCCCAGGCUUAUGAAGUACUCUCUGAUGCCAAGAAGAGAGACUUGUAUGACAAGGGGGGUGAACAGGCCAUAAAAGAGGGAGGCACGGGAUGCAGUGGUUUUGGAUCACCAAUGGACAUAUUUGAUAUGUUCUUUGGUGGAGGAGGAAGGAUGCAGAGGGAACGAAGAGGUAAAAAUGUAGUCCAUCAGCUGUCUGUAUCGCUGGAAGACCUUUAUAAUGGAGCAACAAGAAAAUUGGCAUUGCAGAAAAAUACAAUCUGUGACAAAUGUGAAGGCCGUGGUGGUAGAAAGGGAGCUGUGGAAUGCUGCCCAAACUGCAGAGGUUCUGGUAUGCAGAUUAGAAUCCAUCAAAUAGGACCAGGGAUGGUCCAGCAGAUUCAGUCUGUAUGCCCAGAGUGCCAAGGACAGGGGGAGAGAAUUAAUCCAAAGGACCGGUGUAAGAGUUGCACUGGCCGAAAGAUUGUCAGAGAGAAGAAGAUACUUGAAGUUCAUAUUGAUAAAGGAAUGAAGGAUGGUCAGAAAAUCACAUUUACUGGUGAAGGAGACCAAGAACCAGGGCUUGAACCAGGGGACAUUAUCAUUGUAUUGGACCAGAAGGACCAUGCUGUAUUUACAAGGAGAGGGGAAGACCUUCUGAUGCAUAUGGAAAUAGAGCUUGUGGAGGCUUUGUGUGGGUUUCAGAAACCCAUAGUGACAUUGGACUCCAGGACAAUAAUUAUUACAUCUCACCCUGGUCAGAUUGUUAAACAUGGCGAUAUUAAAUGUGUUUUGAAUGAAGGUAUGCCCAUCUAUCGCAGGCCAUAUGAAAAAGGACGCCUUAUUGUUGAAUUCCAAGUUAACUUUCCGUCUAGUGGCUUCAUUUCCCCAGAUAAACUGUCUUUGUUGGAAAAACUGCUACCAUCGAGAAAAGUAAUGGAAGAGUCUGAAGAGAUGGAGCAAGUUGAGCUUAUGGACUUCGAUCCAUCCCAGCAGAGGCGUUCACAUUACAAUGGUGAAGCAUAUCAUGAUGAUGAUGAUGACCACACCCACCCAAGAGGUGGCGUUCAGUGCCAGACCUCUUAGGCCAAACCAGUGAAGGUUUUUGUUACUGCUUCAACAACUUGAUGCUAGAAGAAGGGGAUGAAAAUGUAGUGCAAUGUUUAGGGGGCUUGAUAGCCACUCUGCAAGCAUUCAAUUCUGUCCUGAAGAUGUGAAAAAACCACUGUAGAGCAAUAUAUUAGGCUUCUACAGUACUGAAACUCAAAUGAACCUAUGUUUGUUUUGUAAAGGCUAACAGACUCUUAACCCAGUGCACCAUCUACCUGUUUUAAUACCCAUCCCCCCCACCCCAAUAUUUAUCAAUGGAAACUAUUGACAAAUUAUGUAACUGUUCUUGUUCAGCUUUUGUUCCUUGAAUUCCAGCGUGUUCACACAUUUCAUUUGUGUAUAAAUGUUAGUACAUUAACGGCAUGCUAAUUUCUUACACACACACAUCUGCAUAGGCUUUCAAUGCUGCAGAGGUGUGGUGGUUUGACCAUUAAAAUUCCUUGCUGUAUUUAUACACCCGUUUCCAGUAGAUAAAUUAUUGAUUUGUACUUGUGCAUUCGACCCUUUUACAAUGCCCUUAAUUUACCUGUUGUAGUUUUCUGAAUAGAUCAUGCUACAUUUACUUGUUUUGGGACCACUAACAUUUGCAGUUAGUGAGGUGAAGACUAUGUACAUGCUUCAUGUAGGUUAACAUGUUGCACUGUAUUAAUAAAAUUCUAAAUGUUAAAUUA